Molecule: messenger RNA, 1199 nt
Organism: Triticum aestivum (bread wheat)
Lineage: Eukaryota; Viridiplantae; Streptophyta; Magnoliopsida; Poales; Poaceae
Exons: 3
Coding region: 221-865 (214 amino acids)
Source: RefSeq, a predicted model, not a curated record
CCGCCCCCCGCUUAAAACCUCGACUCCGACCGGCCGAACCCACUGCCCCCGCACAGCCGCCGCACCCCGAGUCACGCUACCAGAUCAUCCACCGUGCCACGCCACACAGCGACCAUCGUCGUCCACUCCCCGGACUCGAUCGAUCGAUCUGCUAGACCGCCGGCGGCGACGUGCGAGCUGAGUGCAGACUAGUACCGAGCACGGGACCCGAUCGGCCGGGAUGGAGAAGAAGGUGCCGCUGCCGCUGGCUCACGCGCACGCGCACGGGGAGGGGCUGUGGGCGCGGCCCUGGCGCUGGGCCAAGACGGCCUUCUUCCUCGUCUCCAUGCUCGCCUCGCUGCUCCUCGUCUGCGCGCCGCCGCUCCUCAUCGUCCUCCUCGACCUGCUCCUCCCGCCCGCGCUCCUCUCCAACUUCCUCCGCGCCUCCUCCGCGCACACCCUCCUCGACCAGGCCAGGGGCUUCCACUUCCGCUCCUCCCUCGUCGACCUCCCCGCCGUCUCCGCCGCCCGCUCCCUCCUCAUCCUCUGCGCGUACACGGCGUGCGGCGGCGGCGCGGCCUACCUGUGGGUGGCGGCGGCCUGCAGCGUCGGCUCCCUCUUCUACGUCCUCGCCAAGGCCGUCGCGGUCUUCGGCGUGGCCGCCGACGGCGCCGCCGGCCUCGAGCUGCACGGCAAGGGCCAGCUCCUCGCCGUGGAGGCCAUGUUCCUCAUGUCGCUCGCGCUCGCCGCCGCGCACCUCGCCAUGGCCUACCGGGCCAGCAGCCGCGAGAAGCGCCGGCUCCACGUCGUCUACAGAAUCGACAUCGAAGCAGUGAGGUUAAAGGGAACCCACACGCCCAAGUCGCUGAAGCAAUGCAUCGUAUGACACCCAACCCGUCGUCCGGUCGGAUGGGAAUGGGGAUUCCGGAGAGGCGACGGCAGGACUUUCUCCGCUUCCUCCUCCGGUCUCAAAUUUUGGCUCGAGCAGUAGUAGUUUGUGUACACUCCGAUUGAUCGAUCGGUCGACACGACGCGCCAUGUGUAUAUGUUUACCCGCACCAACGUCUCUCUCUCCCAAGUGGACAUAGUGUGGAUGGAGCUCAGCUGUAAAUAUGGUGGGACAUUUGUGCUUCGGCCUCCUGCAACAUAGGAUGAGCCGUGCGGCAGAUGUCGAUUGCUGUUUUUUUGAGUGAAUAGCAAAAAACUACCACAUUACGGGC